Closterium sp. NIES-65 is the source of this 9894-nucleotide messenger RNA. Lineage: Eukaryota; Viridiplantae; Streptophyta; Zygnematophyceae; Desmidiales; Closteriaceae. The record is from the annotation of a GenBank genome assembly.
AUGUUGGGAGAGAGGAGCACGGAGAGGAGGUUUAAUGAGUCGCUCCAACAGCAGCAACCUAGGAAGCAGGACGAACAGUGCCCGGAGAAGGAGCAGCAGCAGGAGCAACAGGGGGAGCGACAGGAGAGGCAGGAGAAGGAGCAGCAGCAGGAGCAACAGGAGGGGCAAGGGCAGGAGGAGGAGCAACAUCAGGAGCAGCUGGAGGAAAAGCGCCUGACGCAUAAUCAUCGCCUGGAGGGUAGGCCGUUAGGAAUUUCUCACAAGCCCGCAGGCCCAAUCUCAAGCUCUCGUGCACGCCUAGUUUCAUGGCGUACUGGCGCAAGCCAAUGCCUAAAAAUCGGCUCUGCGGGCUUUAGGCUCUUAGAGGAAAAUGAACCGGACGGUUCUCAGACAGUUGCUGAGCUGCAAGGGCCUGUGGUAACCACAGAUGCGGAGGUUACCGAAGGCGGGACUGAGGAUGGGGAGGCUAGCGACCUUAGGACUGGUAUGGUUAGGGAGGAGGGAGGAAGGGGGGAGCGGAGAGGAGGGGGGAGAAGAGAGGAGGAGAGAGGAGGGGCGGAGAGAGCGGAGGCGAACAGAAGAGGGGAGGAGAGAGGAGGGGCAGAGAGAGGAAGGGCGGAGAGAGGAGGUGUGGAAAGAGGUACUGGGAUGGAGAGAGGGGUAGAGGCGGAAAGAGGGGAGGGAAGGGAGAAUGGGUUGGGGGUAGCGCGAGGGGUGGGAUCUGGGAACGGGGUAGGGGUGGAAAAUGGGGUAUGGGCGGGGAGAGGUGCAGGUAUGGAAAAUGCAGCUGACGUGAUAAGGGCAUCAGAGGAAGGGAGAGGGGGGGGCAGGGAAGGGAGAUGGGGAGGAGAGGAGGUGUUAAGGGUUGAUAGGAAUUGGGGGGAUUUGAGAGGUAGCUGGGGAGAAGCUGGGUUGCUGUGGCGGAAGGGAGGAAGAGGAGGGAGAGGAGGGGGAGGAGAAGAGGCGGAGGAGGAGUUGGGGGAGGAGGAGGAAGCUGUUGCAGGGUUCAGCCAGGAGGAGCGCUGUGUGUGGAGGGGUAGGGAGAGACCAGGAACAGUAGGUGGCGUUGGGCGAGGUGGAGGGUGUGGAUUAGAGGAGGGGGGAGGAGGAGGAGGAGGAGGAGGAGGAGGAGGAGGAGGAGGAGGAGGAGGAGGAGGAGGAGGAGGAGGAGGAGGAGGAGGAGGAGGAGGAGGGGGGGGGGGGGGAGGGGGAGGAGGGGGAGGAUGGGGAGCCGUAGGAGAAGGGGGUGAAGCACACGCAGCUGGCGAGAGAGGGAAUGGUUUCCCCCGGGCGAGGUCUCCCAUACCAAAGCAGAUUUCGCUCUGGCAAUCCACAGGCAGAAACCGAGCCAAGCCGCGCGCAGGCUCGGCAGGAGGUCCGGGUCUAGGCCUGGAACUAGGUCUGGGAGUCGCCCUGGAGCCAGGUGCAGCAUCGUUCCAAGUAGAAAGGAGAAUCCCCCAGGAAAUCUCCACUCUGGAUUUCCAUGCAGGUGUGACAGCUGCUAUAGCUGCUAGGGGUGGGCUUGCAUCUGUCUCUGCAGCUGUGGCUGCCCGUGUGUCCUCCCCCACGUCUACUGUUGCCGCUGGGGUGUCUGUUUCAUCCCCUGCUUCCUCCCUUGCCUCUCAGCUGCCUUUCCUUGGCCGAGGGUCGUCUCUGCAUGGGAUUGAGUGGGGGAGAGAGGUGAGGGAUGGGAGGGAUUGGAGAGGUGGGAGAGGAGGGAGGGAGGAGAGGGAGGGGAGGGAAGUGCGAGGAGGGAGGGAGGAGAGGGAAGAGAGGGAAGAGGGGGAGGAGAGGGAAGGGGAGGAGGAGUGGGUAGUGAUGGAACAGAGGGAAGGGGAGGAAGGAGAUGAGGGGAGGGUAGGAAAGGGCGAGCAACAGCAGCAGCCACGCCAAAAGCAGGAGGAGGGACGUGCAGAGGGAUUUGAGAUGCUCAGCUUGCAGCAAGGUGAAUAUCCACAGGUGCAGCAGCAGCAGCAGCAGACGCAUCAAGGGGGGCUGGUAGGAGCUGAAGCAGGGUCAACAGGGGCUCCAGCAGCCAUUGCCACGCCAGCACGCCUUGAAGCGCAAGCCUUGCCUACCUCCCUACCUCCACUCCCCCAAACCUCGCCUCGAGGCUUGGGCCGAAGCGCGGACAGGUUCGGUGCCGAGCCUCGGCCUCUGGUUAGCACAGCAACAGGUCGGGAUGUUUCUCCCCGACCACCCAGGAUCGAAACCAAGGGAAGUCAACUGUACCCAGGUGCUUUUCAAGGGAGUGCUUCUAAAGGAUGUGCUUAUAACGGGGAUGCAUUCAAAGGAGCUGCUUUUAAGGGGGAUGCUUCCAAAGGAAGUGGUUUCAAAGGGGUGAGCUCGACCCCUGGUGGGCAGUGGUUUGCACGAUUGAUCAAGCCUAAGGCUUCUGUUGGAGGGAAUAGGAUCAUAGGAAAGGGAGGAGACAGAGGAGGAGCAGACCGACCAGGAGCAGACCGACCAGGAGCAGACCGACCAGGAGCAGACCGACCAGGAGCAGAAAUACCGGAACCUCGUGGGAUGUCUCAGUGCCAACCCCUCAAAGCCUCUCCCAGUCCUCUCACCCUUCUUCAGUAUCAGAAACACUCGUCAGCAAGGGAUGAUAGGGCUGAUAGGGUUGAUAAGACUGAGAAGGUGGACAGAGCUGAGGGGGCGGACAGGGGGGACAGACAGAGAGCAGAAGCUCCAGAGUCCCGUGCAGUCUCCCCCCGUCCUCUCUCCCUCCUUCAGUAUCAGAGGCUCUCGGGCUCGGGAGCAAGGGCUGUAGCAGGAGGACCAGCUAUAGCGGUACCUACGCCAGGAGCAACAAUGGGGGCGGCUGUAGCAGGAAGAGCAGCUGCAGCAGGUGUGCCGGGAGCCACGGCGGGAGAAGCUGUUUUAGGUUCUGCUAUGCUGGGAUCGGCUGGAAAUCCUAACUCUAAUAUGAGACCUGCUGCUUUGCUGGGAGCCGCUGGGAACCCUGACCUUAAUCCGAGGCCCACGACAAACCCCAACUCGGCCUUACGGCUUUGGUCAACCCAUAUCCCUGACUUGGGCACCUUGCGAAACCCUAAUCUGACUGCUCGGGCGGAUUUGGGCAAGCAGGCAAUUAGUGCUGGUGUUGGUGCAAGUGCAGUGAUGGGUGGUGGCGGUGGCGGUGCUGCUGCUGCUGUCGCUGCUGGCGCUGCUGCUGCAGCUCCUGCUGCUGCUGUUUCUGCCACUUUUGCUCUGUCUGCUGUGGGUAGUGGUGCUGCUGCUGCCAGGGGGUUUGCUGGGACGAAAACCUUCCCUGCUGUUUCCAUACCUGACGCAGCAGGUUCGGCUAUUCACGCACCUGCAGGCUCGGACUCCCUUGCUGCUGCAAGUAGGUGUGUGGGAGGGCCAGUGCCUGGAGGUAAGGGAGGGAGGAAGGUGCGUGGAAGGUGGCAGGGGGAGAGGGGAGGAGAGGUCGCGAGGGAAGGGGAUGAGGACGGGGAGAGGGGGGAAGAGAGGGAGGAAGAAAGAGGGGACGUCCAAGGUGGGUAUAUUCCAUCAGUUGAGAAGGGUGCGAGGAAGGCGGAAGGGGAAGGAGAAAGAGGGGAGGCACAAGGGGGGUAUGCUGCUUUAGCAGCGAGGGGUGAGAGGAAGGGGGAGGCGGCAGAAGCACAAAGAGAGACGCAGGUAGAGCAGCUGUUCAGGGCAAGGGACGGGCGGGCAGUUGAAGCAGCAGGAGAGGAGCAGGGUCGUCUUAUGGGAAAUGGAAAAGGCAGAGGGGACACGUGGAGGAGAGGGGGGUAUGGGGCAGGAGUGCAGGAGGGAAGGCAGGAGGAGAGGCAGGAGGAGAGGAAGGAGGGGAGGCUGGAUGGAGUGGUGGGCAGGGUGGGGCCUUGCAUAGGGAGAACGGGAUAUGGAGUGCAGGAGAAAGGGCAGGAGGGACCGCAGGAGAGGAGGCAGGAGAAAGGGAAGGAGGUGUGGCAGGAGGGGAGGCAGGAUGACAGGCUGGAUGGCGUAGGGAGAAUGGGUUACAUGCGGUACGGAGUGGUUGAUGCUGCAGCGAUGGGAACAGAAGGGAGGUGUCUGGAAGAGCUGGGAGAGGGGGAAAGGAUAGGCUUGAGAGGUGGAGUGGGGCAGCUGUUACCAGAUAUGCAUAUGGGGCAGGAACGGGUGGGGCAUGAUGAGAGUAGGGAAAGAGAAGGCGAGAGAGCAGAUGGAGGGGGAAGAGGGGAACGAGGGGAAGGAUUAGAGCACGGCAGAGGAAGGCAGGGGCGGGUGAGGCAAGAAGGGCCGAGUGGGUGUGAUAAGAGGGAUGUGGUACGAAUCCUGUGUGAUGAGAAGGAGGAGGGGCGAGGGAAGAGAGCGAGAGAAGAGAAUGAAUGUGACGACGGUGUUGCUCCAAGGCAUGAGAGGGAGGAGGGGCGGGGGAAGAGGAGGGGGCACCGAGGGGAGAGAGACGGUGAGAGGCAGGAAAAGGACAGAGAGAGGAGGAUAAGGGAGAAGGAGCGGGCGGCGGUAGGAGGUUUGUUGCCAGAUGAGCAAUCUGCCAAGCUGGCAGCGCUGCGGAGGUGGCGACAGGACGCCGCCAGGUGGCGCGAGGAGAUUGGCUGGCAGGAGCGGAGCCUAGGGCUUGUUGGGAAGGGCAUGGGUGUGAGGCAGUUGAAUGGGGUGCGAGAGGGUGGAGAGGGAAGAGAGGAUAGAGUGGAUCGAGGAGGAGGGGGUGGAGAGGGGAUAGAGGGAGGAGAGAGAGGAGAGGGAGUAAGAGAGGGGGAUGAUGGAGAAAGGGCGGAAGGAGAGGAGGGGAGAGAAGGAGCAGGAAGGGGUAUGGAUGGUGGAGGAGAGGAAGGCUCUGCUGCCACGAAUACUGAUGCUGCUGCCGGUACUGGUGAUGCUGGUGCUGGUGAUGCUGUUGCCGAUGCUGCUGCUACGGCUACUGGUGCUCUUAGCAAUGCUACUGCCCUCCCCCCAACUGCAACCAGUGCCAGGUGCAUGCUCCUUCCCAUCCUGGAAAUCGGCUACCUGGCCCUGGGCCGGUCCCUCAUUGGCUGGAGCCCCCGCUGUGAUUUUUGCGGGCUGCCCGGCCACACCCUGUUGACUUGCGUUGAAACUCUUGACUCCGAAACCUCGGCUCUGAUUGGCCGGCUGGGUGCCAAGGGGGAAGUGGACAGGCGGGUAGAAGGGAGGAAGCGGAAGAGGGAGGAGGAAAAGAGGAGGAGGAGGGGUGGGAAGAGGCGGAGAGGGGGAGCGGGAGACGGGGAGGAGGGGCGAGGGAAGAGGGGGGAGAAGGAGGAAAGAGUGGGCUUGGGUGGUGUGAAAGAAGGAGCAGGGGACACAGGGGAAGGUAUUACAGCAUUAGGUGGUAUAGAAUCCUUAGGAGGAGAUAUUAUGGGGGAAAAGGAUUUUGUAGGUGGGGUUGGGGACGGGUUAGGUAAGACAGAGGAGUUGGGAGUGGUUGCAAGUCUGGCUGGAAUUGGUUCCUAUCUUCCCUAUGGAACCCCUCGACCUUCUUCUGUCCCGCUUGCACUUGCAAAGGCCCUGGGCUUAAAACGAGGACUGGGUGUACUGAACAGUAAUAGCGAAAGCGCUGGGCGUAUGUCGAGCUGUGGGGGGAACAGUAAUGCGGUUAUGGGAGCACUCUUUAGUGGAGCAGGUGUGGCUGGAGCAGGUGCUACUGAGAUGGGGAACUGUAAUGUGGGGGGUGGCAUUUCAACUCCCCAUGAGUUGGUGGGUGGUGGAGCAGGGAUGGGGAUGGGAAGAGGAGGAGGAAGGGGGUUCGAAUUUCUAGCCCCUCAUGACUUGGUGAUUGGUGGAGCAGCAGUGGGGGAAGGAAGAGGAGGGGAGGAUGUUGGGAAAGAGGGGGAUAAGAUGAGGGUAGUGGCUGAUGAGUGUGGGGUGAAAGGUGGGGAGAGAGAGCAGGAAGGAGGGCGAAGCAGCAUGAGGGGAUUGGAGGACGGGGAGGGGAGCAAGGAGGGAGGUAGUGAGGAGGAGGAAGUGGGGGAUGGGAAAGAGGUGGAGGAGGAGGAACAGGAAGGAGGGAUGUGUGUGGGUGGGCGUAUGGAGGAGCAGGAGGGUGGAGAGGAGAGAGUGAAGGGUGGGGAUGAGCGUAUGGAGGAGGAGGAAGGGGAGAAGGGAGGGGAGGAGGGAGAGGAUGCGGGCAGGACUGAUAACAGGACAGCAGGGGAGGAUGCUGGGGAGGAAGGAGUCGGGGGAGAGGGAGCAGGUGGGUCAGAGGGGGACGAAGGAGGAGAGGAUGAGAAUAAGGGAAUGGGAGACAAGGAUAAGGAUAUGGAGUCAGAACAAGACAAAGACGUGCCGACCCCCGUCUGCCUGUGGUGUCUGGCAGAAGGUCAUUGGGCGGCGGAGUGUACUGACCUGGCAAGAACCCGAGCGAAGCACGCGACCAGUAGCAGGGAGACAGCUGGCAGGGAGACAUCAGGUACGGGCCGGGCCACCACAGGCACUGGCAGGGAUACCACAGGUGCAGUAGCAGACACAGGAGCAGCUGGAGCAGUAGCGACAGCAAGAGAGGCAGCACUGGGAGGUGUAGCAGGCGAGGCGUUAGCACCUCCUUGUGCUGUUGCGCACGGCUUACCUGCAAGCGCAGGUGCUGCAGCAGCUAACCUGGCGUGUUUUGAGACGUCUCAAAACGGCUUACCUGCAAGCACAGGUGCUGCAGCAGCAGCAGACCUGGCAAAACGGGAGGCUGGCAGAAGCACUGAUGUGACCGGGAAACGGGAAGGUGAAGUUGGGGGCGCAUGGAACGCUCCUGCUGUUUUCCCAGGCUGGUUUGAUCUCUUCGACCCACAUGGCACAGCACAGGAAGGCAGCGGCUUGCCUGCUGCCUUGCUCGCUUCCAUCGAAUCGCUGCGCCUCUCCCGAAGGGAUAUUGUCAAGAUUCAAAGCCAUCCAGGUGUCAGAGAACGAGUGGUUGGCUUCUUCCUCCGCCUCCGAUUGGGAAAGAAAGAAGAGGAUUUGGGCGGCACGGGUUACCGCAUGGCCAAAAUUACAGGUGUUGUGCGCAAGCAAGCUGUUGAGUCUGUACCCUCAUCGGCUGAUUCGGGCGGAAUGGCGCUCACUGUAGAUAUGGGUGACGGGGAAUAUACUGUUGAGGUUGUUGAGUGGUGUAAAAAGAUAUGGCAGAAAGGUGGGGCCACGUUGCUUGCUCCUAUUCUGUGUGGCAAGGAUAUCGAGGCCAAGAUAUUGGUCCUUCUAGCUCUCUCUUUCAUCACUUUGACUGGUCUGUCUUUUGUCGAAAUCGAGGAGGACACUGUCGAGAAAGCGAUCACGCGACAGCUGAUGAGCGCAGAUGAAGACGAUAAGGGCGGCAAGGGAUCGAGCAACGACUUAGGCGUGCACCUCGCGAGAGACGAGGAGGAAUUACCGGAGCAGCUGAAGCAGCGGUCGCGCCAGUCCGACGGCGGGGAAACAGCGGAAGCGGGGGUAGCGGGGGGAGCGGGGGGCGGAGAGGGGGAGGAGGAGUCCGGCGGGGAUUCCGGCGAUCAGAGCGACUCGCUGCACGUGCACGUGCAUCUGAUCGCGUCGUGCGAUGUGGAGUCGGUGGAAGAGAGUCUUGACAUGCUGCAGCGUAAAGUUCUCUGGGACGAGCAUUACGUGCCGCUCACUGUCCUGCUGGACUGCCAUGCCCCAGCAGCUCUCUCCCGCAUGGCACCUGCACCAGUCGCUAACAGUCGACUGCCACAGCCCCCUCCCUCAUGGCACCUGCACCAGGCUUUGACCGUUGACUGUCAGUUCGUCUUCCCAACGCCCUGGGAGGAAAUACUCCUCUGGCGCCGCUCCUUCCCCAACACCUCCUUCACCCUCUCCUCCACCGUUUCCCACCUCAAAGACGCCGCCUUUGCCAUCUCAGCUGUAGCGGCUUCCCGUGACGGUUCUGUGAAUCUUCAGGGGAAGUUUCAGGGCCGGGGGAGGGCGGAUCUGGGGACGGAUUACUUCACCAGGACGUGCCAGGCGGAUCCGGUGCAGCAAAUACACUCGUUACUCGAUAGCCACGGGCGGUUUAAUCUGCUCGCACCGGACAUUAACGGGAGUAGCAUGUGCGUGUCGCUCGCACCAAUCAGGAAGCAGGAGGAGCGGGCGAAAGGGUUAGUAGCAGCCGCGGCCAAAGCGAAACGGAAACUGAACCCGAAAGAGGCUGCAGAGGUAGCAAAGGCGAAGAAAGCCAAGGAGGUGUUGCUUGCGAGACUGUUUGAUGAUCCUCAGUAUGCGCUAGGAAAGGAGAGCCCCCGGGUUGUUAGAGCGCUGGAGAAAAGCGCAGUAAGUGCCGACGCUUUGCUAAGAACGCCCCGAACGGACAUGUGCGGGCGGCCGGUGCGAAGGGGACUGUACGCUCAAGAUGUGAAAGGGCUCCGGAAAAUGCUGUCGGUGAUUCAGACGAAUAACACUGUCGUUGCCGUGAUGACAAGCGUAGGGUUUGCAGAUAUGCUCACCAACUGGCUGUGUUAUGUGCGAGAGCUAGGGUUUACGAAUUUCUUUAUUAUUACCACGUCGGCGAAACAGGCAUUAGAUUUGUUCGCCAAAGGGCACGCGGUGUUCCUCCUUCGGCCGUCAUUCAUUCACCUCAACUCCUCCCUCCCCGGCACCCUCUCCUCAUCUUCCUCUGCUGCUGCUGCUGCUGAAGCGGCUCACUUGAGAGCAGCGGCGUAUCUGCAGAGUGCGGGAGGGGACGGGCAGCAGCAGGGGUCGCAGCAGGAGCAGCGUGGGGGGGGGAAGGUGGGACGCACGUUGCUAGGGUUGGAGGGGGCAAGGGCAGAAGGGGACGGUUUGGUGGUGACUUUUGAGCCAACUCAAAAGUCACCUCGUUACAAUGGCACGCGCACGUUGCUGGGGUUGGAGGGGGCAAGGGCAGAAGGGGACGGUUUGUUGGGUGACUGGAUGGAAGGCAGACAUGGGAACAGACUGCUUAUGAGUGCUGGUGGCAGCGGUGGAGAUGGGUUUGGAGGGGUUGGAGGGGUUGGGGAUGGAGGGGGUGGGGAUGGAGGAGGAGGGCAGGGGGGGAGGAGGAAGGCCAAGUGGGGGUUCAGGCUGGUGGCAGCGGCUAAGGCGAUGAAACGGGCGGCAAGGCGGGUGGCGACUGCAUCUGCGCACGCGAUUGGUGGGCCCGAUUCUCAAGAUGGGGUACAAUGUGCCCUUGCUUCUAACAUCACUGUGUCUCCCCUUCAUCUCUCCCCAUCCCUCUCCACCCCUCCCCAUCCCUUCCCCACCUCUCCCCUCCUCCUACCACUUUUCCUUCCACCACCUCUACAGCUGCUGCUCAAGCGCACGCGAUUGGUUGGCUCAAUUCUCAAGAUGGGGUACAAUCUUCUGCUCAAGCGCACGCGAUUGGUGGGCUCGAUUCUCAAGAUGGGGUACAAUGUGUUGCUUGCUGACGUGGACGCCGUGUGGCUUUCCGAUCCGUUCGUCCACAUGGGCAACAAAUCCGUGGACAUUUACGGGCAGUUGGAGCCUUCUGGUCAGCUGUGCGGGGGUUUCCUCUUCCUGCGCUCCACGCCGCGUGUGGUAACCCUAUGGGACCAGGUUACAGGCCUGUACACGCGCACGUUCAACCGCAUGGCAAAGGAGGCUCUGUACAAGAAGCCAGAGGAGAUGGGCGCGUGGCUCAAGCAAUUCGAGCAUUUGCACGAGCAGCGGUAUCUGAACCAGCUGCUGGGGAAGCGGAGGAACAAGGUGCAGGUGCGAGGGCUGGACGUGCUAAAGUUUCCCAACGGGAAGGAGUUUUUUGUGCAGCGCGCGCCGCAGCAAGCAGAGGUGGCGCCUGUGGUGAUUCACAACAACUACAUCAAGGGGAAGAAGGCCAAGAUUCAACGUUUUAAAGAGUUCGGCUUAUGGCGAGCUGAUCCAAGUGGAACCUCUUGCCUUUGCCUCUCGUGCCCAUCGCAAGCUACCACCACACAAAAAGGAGCCCUGGGUAGACAUUAA